This is a messenger RNA of Rhipicephalus sanguineus (brown dog tick), 838 nucleotides long. RefSeq lists its product as uncharacterized. The record is from RefSeq and is a predicted model, not a curated record. The coding region runs from base 53 to 838 and encodes 261 amino acids. The transcript is spliced from 10 exons. NCBI's taxonomy places the organism in Eukaryota, Metazoa, Arthropoda, Arachnida, Ixodida, Ixodidae.
UACAUUUAAUAAUACUCGUACUAUAAACGACUUAUCGCAGGCGAUUCCCGGCAUGUGCCGCAUUUCCUCGAGGGAAGCCAUCGGCGUCGCUGCAGCCUGCCUGUUGAUCAAUGCCUUCAACGUGGCUUACGUGCUGAAGCCUGAGAUAGAGCGACAUCUCAGGAAGCAGUCCUGGUUCGUCUAUGUUCCGGACGUACACGACGUGAGCAAGCUUGUGGGCGUCGAAACGUCGAACUACAUCGCGCUAGGCCUGGCCGGAAUAAGUAUCAUUUUUGACGCCUUCAUCCUGGUCGGAACCGUCCAAUACAUCCCCGAACUGCUGGAUUCCGGAUGCAUAUGGCACUAUGUCGACCUCGGUGCCGAUAUCAUCGUCGGCAUGGCGUCGGCCAAUUACACGAGGCCCCAGGUCGUGGUGCACAAAACCAAGGUCGCCAAAGCGCCCACUCACAGAUCGGGCUGCGCGGGCGUGGGCCUGUGCACCGAGACUCCCUCCGCUCUCAAUGCAACGGACAUUGUGGAGGAUGAUGGGAGAAUGCCGCACGGCGCUAACGACAGCAACCACCGGACAGCGUCGACAGAGCGCGAAGACGACCAGGCACUGCUUGUAAAAGAGCGCUCCGUUCAUCCACGCGCAGCCGUGCAUCUGUUUCGAGCUGGAGCAACAGAACAUAUGUCUCAAACAAAAGAAGAGAAAACUAGCCUAACCGUUCUCACGGAACCUGCCACGGUGCGGCAGUUCCUUCACUUCUCUUACGUCAUAAUGCGUGCUGCUGUUAAGUUUCAGAAGCUGGGAAUGCUGGGCAGCUUGAGUGUUGUGCAGUGCAAGGAGUCGCACUGA